Messenger RNA from Papaver somniferum (opium poppy), 549 nucleotides. RefSeq lists its product as uncharacterized. The record is from RefSeq and is a predicted model, not a curated record. The coding region runs from base 1 to 549 and encodes 182 amino acids. The transcript has a single exon. NCBI's taxonomy places the organism in Eukaryota, Viridiplantae, Streptophyta, Magnoliopsida, Ranunculales, Papaveraceae.
AUGACGAAGUGCCUAACACCUUCAGGAAGAUUAGCUCUUACAAAAUCUUCCCUAACCCCUGCGUCAAAUCACAUAAUGCAAGCACAACUUCUUCCUAUUAAUGUGAAUAAGAAAAUAGAUCGUAUUAUCAGAAACUCUUUUUGGGUACAUGACUCCUCGGUUAAGAAGCUUCACCCACUAGGCUAUGAUAAGCUGACUAGAACCCAAUCAGAAGGUGGUCUGGGAAUUCGAAAAAGAAGCGAUCAUAAUAAAGCAUUACUCAUGAAGUGGGUCUGGAACAUCCAGGAGAAACCAAAUUCAAUCUAUGCUAUCCUUUUCAGUGAGAAAUAUCUUAGGCAGCAACCUCUCUUUUUAGGAACUCCAGCUACCCCAUCUUCAACCAGUCCUCAAUGGAAGCAAUUAGCAUCCCUCAUACCCACAAUCAAACAACAUCCUUUUCACAAAAUCGGAGAUGGGUUAACAACCUUUAUUCAAGAAAACUGGAUUCCACAAUUCGAUAACACCCUGAAUCCAGCGAAUUGUUACCGAAUCCAGACAGUUUCUCAUUGA